Molecule: messenger RNA, 2141 nt
Organism: Pimephales promelas (fathead minnow)
Lineage: Eukaryota; Metazoa; Chordata; Actinopteri; Cypriniformes; Leuciscidae
Product: E3 SUMO-protein ligase ZBED1-like
Molecular function (GO): protein dimerization activity
Source: RefSeq, a predicted model, not a curated record
GAAAAAAAAACGCUUUUCUGCGCAAGGGAGGGACAGUCCAUAUGGGAGGGAGGGUAUUUUUUGUGUGUCUGAUUAUUAGUAUAACUGUUUGGUGUCAGUACUUGGGAUGUUUACAGAUAAUGUUCAAUUAAAUACACACAAACACAAGCAUAAAAGACAAAAGCAUAACAUAAACAGUUGGAGUUUGAUUUUAAUUGCAUGCGAUACUUCUCUUAUGUGGUAUAGUCAGGCAGUUGACAGCAGCCCGCAGCCGAAAGACGUUAUUCAAAAAAAUGGCCGCGAAUCUGGUGUCUAAGCCAAAUACUGUGUCGCCUAUUUGGGCACAUUUUGGCUUUGAAGCAGGUGAAAAGGGCCAGCCGGUGAAUUUAGACGAGGCAGUAUGCCGUAUUUGUCGCAAAAAAAUAUCCGUCUCGCGAGGAAAUACUACUAAUUUAAGAUCCCAUCUGAGAAUUAACCACCCUGCCGCGUUUGCUGGACUUGGGUGCAGCACACCUACAACCUCAGGCCAGCAACGACAGUUGGGAGUCUCCGAGGCCUUCGCGAGAGGUGCCAAAUACCAAAGAGGCAGCGAUCAGUGGCGAGUACUUACUGACAGCGUUACACGUUAUUUGGUUGAAGAAAUGGUACCAUUUCGUACGGUUGAGAAGUCAGCGUUUAAAGCCAUGCUACAGGCAUUUGAUAAGCAAUAUGUACUUCCCGACCGAAAAUACUUUUCUCAAACAGCUAUCCCAGAAAAGUAUCUGUCCGUGAAGGACGGCAUAAUACAGGACUUAAAAGACGUUGAUAAUUUCUCAGUGACAACUGAUAUGUGGUCGAGCGUAAAUAUGAUGCCAUAUAUGAGCCUGACCAUACACUAUCUCAACGCUAACUGGGACCUACAAUCAAAGUGCCUAGAGACCGUGUUCACGCCAGAAAGCCACACGGGUGAAAACCUGGCGGAAGCUCUCAGGUCUUCCUUCCAUGAGUGGUCCCUGGACGAGAGGAAACUGGUCUGUAUUACCACAGACAAUGGGGCAAAUAUUGUGGCUGCAGUGCGCAAACUUGGCUGGACAUGGCUAAAUUGCUUUGGCCAUAAUCUGCAUUUAGCCGUCACCAAUGCACUGAAGGCAGAAAAGGACCGCACUGCCCGAGCCAUGGGUGUGUGCAGGACAUUGGUGACGACUUUCUCGCAGAGCUGGCAAAAGAAGAAAAAGCUGCAGAAAGAACAAGUCGAGCUCAAUCUGCCCCAACACUGCUUAGUUCUGGAUUGUCCUACCAGGUGGGGCACUAAGCAGAAAAUGGUUGCGCGCGCUCUCGAGCAACUCCCAGCCAUUAGGAGGGUGUUGAUGGAUGACCGGCGCAGCCAGCAUUUGAUACCGACGUGGCAGGACAUCGAAGUCCUUGAAUCCGUUAAUGCAGCGCUGAAGAAGGUCGCAGAUUUUACAGAUGCGCUGUCUUCCGAGAAGACAGUUACAGCGUCCUCUGUUAAACCAGUCCUACAGUUAUUAACCGAGGAUAGUUUGCUCCCAACUGAUGAAGACACGGAAUUGACGCGCAACCUGAAAAGAAAAAUGGCUGGGGUCUUGAAAGACAAAUAUAGUGCGCCUGCAACACAGCAACUAUUGGCAAAGGCCUCAUUCAUUGACCCAAGAUACAAGGACAUCAACCCCGGAGAUGACGUUAAAGAUGCGCUCUUGGAGGAGAUGAUGGCAAUGCCAGAAGAGCGGCGCGAUAUCGGGGAUGGAGAAGGUGCCAUGAGUACCGCUGCGUCUGGAGAGGAAGGAGGAGGAAGUGCGCCAUCAUCUUCGCCUCCUCCAAAAAAAAAAAAGAAUCUUGCGGACCUGCUUGGAAAGAGAAAAGCACAAUCCUCCAAUCCGGUCCCAAAAAGAAUCCGUGCAGAUACCGAAGUCGCAAGGUAUAUGCAGGAGGACGCCCUCGAUCUGCACUCUGAUCCGCUUGCCUGGUGGCGGGAUAAUCAGGCUCGAUUUCCUCUUCUAUCGAAAGUUGCCAGAAAAUAUAUGACUAUUUGCGCAACGAGCACUCCUUCGGAGCGUGUAUUCAGUGCGGCUGGCAACAUUGUUACUCCGUUAAGAUCCUCGCUGAAACCAGACAAGGUUAACAUGUUGGUUUUCCUGUCACGAAACCUGAAGACCGAAAAAUAA